AUGGAUCGAAGCGUACGGAAGCGAAAAGCAGACGAUGAGCAAGAGGAGCUGAAAAAGGCGCUAAGAAAGUUUGAAGAUGAAUUCGGUAACAUGGGUGGCACCAUAGAUCGUGGGCCUAAAGCUUUUAUUCGCUCAGAAGUGGUCAAUGCUAACAAAACAGUGAGUAGCGCAAAACAACUUUACAAACCGGAGCCUAUCGUGCCAAUUCAACGUUCGCUCCCAGUUAGUGGGAGCUCCUUUGAGGAAUCGAAACGAUUAGCAGCCGAGAAGGCUCGUCGCAUGCUGGAAGAGGCGCACAAAGGAAAGGGUCCAAUACCACAAGUCAUUCCAUCAAGUGCGAGCCGACCUGUUUCACGACCUCCUCGACCUGGUGCUGCAAGGGCUGUCCAGAAGAGCAAGACAAGCAAUUUGGAAGCGUUCAAGGAAGAACUGAAAAAGGUCCAACAAGAGAGAGAUCAACGUAAAGGACUGAGGGACCAUUUGAGAGCAGAGCUUGGAGUUGACACGGAAGCAUUGGACAAGAUUGCUCCUCCCCUUGAUAAACCCUAUAUGGGAAGUGGGGAAUACGACGAUGAUCCGUAUACAACAAAUUUGUAUAUCAGCAACCUUCCUAUCGACAUGACGAUGGAGGAUUUGUUUGAUUCGUUCGGAUCAUUCGGGCCCUUGGCAUCGGCCAAAAUAUUGUUCCCUCGUACAGAAGAAGAGAAAAGACGUGAUCAUCUCUGCGGUUUCUGCGCAUUUAUGUGUAGGGAAGACGUGGACCGCGCCCUUGCACAAAUGAUGGGAUUCUUUAUUCGAGGAGAGCCCAUAAGAAUGUCUUUUGCUAAACCUAUUGUAAUACCUCCUCAGCCAUUCUACGUACCUCCACCUCUACUAGAAUUGAGUGCGCCUGAUCCCAUCACUGAGCUGCCUUUCAACGCCAAACCUCUGCUUCGAGAUAUUACGGCUUGGAAGGAAAAGUACGGUCCUCUUCCUCAUUAUGGAGAGCCAAUAAAAUUCGAGGGCGAACAACUGGAGGCCUACAAUCAGAUGAUCAAGAACGCGACAGUUCGUGUAGUGAUUCCGUCAGACAGAUCAUUUUAG
Messenger RNA from Cooperia oncophora, 1083 nucleotides. NCBI's taxonomy places the organism in Eukaryota, Metazoa, Nematoda, Chromadorea, Rhabditida, Trichostrongylidae. The record is from the annotation of a GenBank genome assembly.